UUUACAGUCUCAUGUGUGAAAAUGGUAGAUUCAGACGACGACGACUUGGCAGAAAUGCGAAAACUUCGCGAACGUGCGAGGGAGCGAGUUAACAUACAGGAAGACCUGGAUGAUAACAGUGCAGCAGAUGCCGCUCAGAAACAAAAUGACGACAUGGCCAAAAUGAUGGGCUUCUCUGGAUUUGGUAAGAAAGCCAGGACGUUUGAUGUAAGUGCCAUGUUUGAGCAGACCCGGCGCACUGCACAGCAGAUUACAGCAAGUAAACCAAGUAAACCUUCUGCGGGUCCAGAAAGGCCAAAACCAACAGAAAAACCAAAACCAACGGACAAACAGAGGGGUAAAGAUGGAAGCGACGAGAGCGAAUCUGAGGAUUCUAGUGACAGCGAUGAAAUAGGUCCACCUCUGCCGCCCGGAUUCUCAGCUCCAGCUGCCUCCUCAUCAUCUAAUUCCUCCUCUAAGACCAAGCAGCAACCUAGUCAGGAUACAGGUGACAGUGACAGUGACAGUGACGAUGACGAUGAUAGCGGGGAUGACGGUCAGGAGGAUGAGAGUCUACCCAACAGAAUACCAGCCUCUCAUGAGAUUGUGUUAAAUCAUGGAGUCAAAACAGUUUCAGCGAUGAGUUUAGAUCCCUCUGGCUCUCGUUUAGUAACUGGGGGCGUUGACUAUGACAUGAAGAUGUGGGAUUUUGCUGCUAUGGACGCAUCGUUACACUCCUUCCGCUCGUUGCAGCCCUGUGAAAGCCACCAGAUAAAGACACUUCAGUACAGCAUUACCGGUGACUGCAUCUUAGUAGCAGCGGCCAAAGCUCAAGCUAAGGUCAUCGAUCGAGAUGGCUUUGAGGUCAUGGAAUGUGCCAUGGGAGAUCAGUACAUCGUUGAUAUGGCUAGGACCAAGGGCCAUGUUUCAACUCUAAACGGUGCCUGCUGGAAUCCCAAAAUCAAGGAAGAGUUCAUCACAUGCUCUAACGACGGAACUGUAAGGAUAUGGGACUUCAACAACCCCAAAAGACAGAAGGACGUUGUCAAGUUUCGAUCGUUACAGGGACGCAAGACGGUCCCGACUUGCUGUGCGUUCAGCCGGGACGCUAAACUGAUUGCAGCGCCGUGUCAAGAUGGAACGCUGCAACUCUGGGAUGUCAAGAAACCCUUCAUAAGACCAACAUUCCAUCAGAAGACGGCACAUGCUGUAGGUACUGAUACUUCAAGUAUAACGUUCUCAUAUGACAACAGGGUCUUCGCCACAAGAGGGGGGGAUGACACUUUAAAACUUUGGGAUCUGCGGAACUUCAAGAGGCCAAUAAAUGUAGCUACAGGACUUGUUAACUAUUUCCCAUUGACGGACUGUGUCUUCAGUCCGGAUGACAAGAUGCUGGUAACCUGCACCUCGGUUAAGAAGGGAGCCGGGGAAGGCAAACUCGUCUUCUUGGAACGAGAAACCUUCGAUAUUGUCGCCGAGAUUCCAUGCGGUGACUCGACUGUCUCCAGAUGUUUGUGGCAUCCGAAGCUGAACCAAAUCAUUGUCGGCUGCGGAAACGGAGAGGCGAAAAUCUUCUACGACCCAGACAAAAGUCACAGGGGUGCCAAGUUGUGUGUAGUAAAAAAGAAGAGGAAAGUCAAGGAACUAGACAUAGUUCGAAACGAAAGCAUCAUCACACCGCACAUGUUACGGAUGUACCGUAAGGAUCAACCCAAACUGUUGACAUCUUACAAGCAAAGUAAGAAGGAUCGUCAAGAUCCUGUCAAGUCACGUCGACCAGAUCUACCCAUCACCUCAGGGCGCGGUGGGCGAGUAGCAGCGGGCGGGGCUAGCUUAGCGUCAUAUGUUGCUAAAGUGAUUGCCGUUGAUAAGAAAGACGACAGCAAUCCAAGAGAAGCCAUCCUCCGUCAUGCCAAGGAGGCUUCCUCAAAUCCCUUCUGGAUCUCACCAGCAUAUACUGAGACCCAACCAAAAGCAAUCUACCAGGAGGAGUCAGACGAAGAAGAAACUGACGACACCGACGUUCCUCACUGGGCAAAGAAACAAAAGCUAGACACAGACACUUGAAGUGUGAUUUGUGGUGUACAUGUUUAGCUUGAUAGAAACACUGGAGGAGUGACAAGAUGGUGACACCAAUCACUGAGGUAUUGGGGAACACUGAAAGAGUGGCCAGAUGGCAACACGAAUCACUUGGUGCAUUCGAUUAGCUUCCCCGGGUCGACCCCAGUGUACUCAUCCUGGUGAGCCCCUGAAUUGUAAACUUUCUCCAGCAUUCACACUAAUGAAUCUUGGCACAGCCCACUGGAACUACUUUCGUAGUGUGCAUUUCGCUCGUUUGAGAAUUCACAAAAAUAUUGUAAAAUAAUUUAUCUCAAGAUAAAGCUGCAAAGUUAAAUUAUUUUACAAGCCCGCAUUGAUACAAAAAUACUUAAUGAUCACAAAGUCGCUGUUUUAAGGGUAAAAAUUUGUGUGAGAGUAUUCCGAUGAAUUACAAACGGAAUGUCCUAGAGUGCAGGGUCAUUGGUUCGAAUCCCUUCUGAUGAGUCUGAAUAUUUUCUUCCACAGAAAGUACAAAGUAAAUGGCACUAUCACACAUGGGUGUAAGGAUACAAAAAAUAGCAUUCUUUAUUCUCAAUACAAUUAUUACAUCUAUUACAUCAUAGUGUAGUGUGGAGCAACUUUCGCCCUGUUCAUCGAUUUACAGGUUUGAAAAGAUGUGGCUUAAAAUUCAAGUCUGUUAAUUUUUGACAAUUGCAUUUAUCUUGGAAUAAUUCUGUUGCAUUGUGUACCUUAUUAAGAGUGGAAUAUGUGCUGAAAUUCAUAAGGCAGACUACCCAAGGUGCUGUUUGCCGUUAAAACAAAAUUUAAAAUUUAUGAAAGAUCGCCUAACAUCACAUGGCCGAACAGCCACUACAAGUUGAGGGUUCACCUAAUUGAUUUGGGCUGUCGACCCAAAUCAGCUGUCACCAGGGGCACAGUGCUAUCUACUCCUGGGGCUGAAACAGGGUUAC
Asterias rubens (European starfish) is the source of this 2990-nucleotide messenger RNA. RefSeq names its product WD repeat-containing protein 70-like. The record is from RefSeq and is a predicted model, not a curated record. Gene Ontology annotation, cellular component: site of double-strand break; nucleus. Lineage: Eukaryota; Metazoa; Echinodermata; Asteroidea; Forcipulatida; Asteriidae. Gene Ontology annotation, biological process: regulation of DNA double-strand break processing. The transcript has 17 exons. Gene Ontology annotation, molecular function: protein binding. Bases 22 to 2046 code for a protein of 674 amino acids.